AAUUUUCACUACAAAUAUCUGUGGAUAAGAAUCUCCAGUGGAUCACACAACACAAACACACACACACACCGCUAGACUACAAUAGCACCCCUUCCACUUUUACAUGCACAACUCGGCAACCAACCAUGCAACUCCACCUCUCUUUCCAAGCUCUGCCACUGUCAGCUCAACAGGUUCCAUCUAGAAGGAAAUGAAUGUCUAACUAUCCCUCAAGUCUGAACCUUUGGUGAAAGCAAACACUUUGGUAUGGACUGGAAGCCAAAAUCUGAAUUUGAUCAAGGAAGUUAGUUCAAAAAUUGAGGAGCCCGUGGAGAAGAAUUGGGGGCAUUUGGUGCUGACAGGAGCUCAUGGGUGGACGCCAAGAGGAACCACAUUCGCAAAAGAAGGACUCAACUCUGGUAGAUUCAGGAAUUCAAUCCCAUUGCCUUGUAUGUUUGGGCAAGACCAGUUGCCAAGUAGUUCGUUCAAGAACAAAACUGAUGAAUAGUCUAAUUGCAAGAAGGAAGCCACAUGAAGCCCAAUCCAUUUUCAAAAGUUUAGCAGAAGAAGGACACAGGCCAAGUCUUAUAACAUAUACAACUCUUGUAGCUGCCUUGACCCGCCAGAGGCGUUUCAAGUCUAUUCCCUUGCUCCUCUCUGAAGUGGAGGAGAAUGGUCUGAAGCCCGACUCAAUACUUUUUAAUGCAAUGAUUAAUGCUUCCUCUGAAUCUGGAAAUAUAGAUGAUGCUAUGAAAAUCUUUCAGAAAAUGGAGGGGAGUGGAUGUAAGCCCACAACCAGUACUUUUAACACUCUUAUCAAAGGAUAUGGAAUUGCUGGAAAACCUGAAGAAUCUUUAAAAUUGCUAGAGCUUAUGUUGCAGGAUGAGAAUACGAAACCCAAUGACAGGACAUAUAACAUGAUUGUUAGAGCCUGGUGUAACAAGAAGAAAAUAAAUCAAGCCUGGAAUAUGGUAUAUAAGAUGGUUGCAACUGGUGUACAACCUGAUGUAGUGACUUACAACACAUUGGCAAGGGCUUAUGCUGAGAAUGGAGAGACAAAUAUCGCUGAAAGGUUGAUGUUAGAGAUGCAGAACAACAAAGUGAACCCCAAUGAGCGAACUUGUGGCAUCAUUGUAAAUGGAUAUUGUAAAGAAGGUAGCAUGACAGAUGCCUUGAGGUUUGUGUACAGAAUGAAGGAUAUAGGGGUGCAUCCAAAUCUUGUUAUUUUUAACUCUCUUAUCAAGGGGUUUCUGGACAUUACAGACACUGAUGGAGUUGAUGAGGUACUAACAUUGAUGGAAGAAUUUGGGAUGAAGCCAGAUGUGAUAACAUUUAGCACCAUAAUGGAUGCAUGGAGCUCGGCAGGGCUCAUGGAAAAAUGCCAGGAGGUCUUCAAUGACAUGAUAAAAGCGGACAUAGAACCAGACAUCCAUGCAUUCAGCAUUCUUGCAAAAGGCUAUGUGCGUGCUGGUGAGCCUGGUAAGGCUGAGUCACUUAUGAUUUCCAUGGGAAAAUAUGGUGUGCAUCCAAAUGUUGUAAUCUUCACAACCAUCAUGAGUGGGUGGUGCACAGCUGGCAAAAUGGAGCAUGCUUGGAGUAUCUAUGAGAAAAUGUGUGAAAUGGGCAUUGCCCCCAAUUUGAAAACUUUUGAGACCCUAAUAUGGGGAUAUGGAGAAGCUAGGCAACCAUGGAAAGCAGAAGAUUUGCUCCAUAUAAUGGAAGAGAAGGGUGUUAUUCCCGAGAAGAGAACUAUCCAGCUUGUCGCCGAAGCUUGGCAUGUGAUAGGUUUAAUGACCGAGGCCAUGAGAGUCUUAAAUGAUUCAGAAGAAGAAAGGGAAGUGGUACAAAAUAAUAGGAGGGACAAGGUACCUGAGCAGAGUUUAGAGAUGAUUAGUAGGAAACAAAACUUAAGUACUUCUCAUCCUAAUGUUUUGCCGAUACCUGGAGUUGUUGUUUCUGAUAACGGUGGAUCUGCUGCCAACAUAAGAGGUCAGAUGAUUUCAAGAGGAUUUCAGUUUUCAUCUGACAGUAUGCAGAAUGCUACUAAAACCAUGUGUCUUGCUCAUACGUCUGCAUUUAGAGUGCAACCACUGAUCAUAUGUAGGAGGCAGUUUCAGACUCAAGUUGGGACGUGCAGGCAGUUUGUAAAUACACGUCCUGUGGUGUAAAUAAAUACAUUGAUGAGGAAACAGAGGCGACUCAGAUGAUGCUAUUUCGAUGAGGGACAAAACAUUAUCCUGCCCCAGAAGAUUUCCUUGGUUCUUAGAUUCAUGAGUGUUGAUGAUUCUUUGCUAUUCAGAGCCGUUGAUAGUGUUGCAGCAUAUACUUCCAUCUCUAUUGGUGUCCCUGCUGAUUGUGCAAGUCAAAGUGUAGGAAAUUAUGUAAUUUGCUACAUGAAAUGUGUAACAUAUGUUGAUAAUUCAGGGCCAAAGAUAACAAUUUCGUCUGAUAUAUAUUUGUUAAAUGAAAAUACUAUUCACAAA
Molecule: messenger RNA, 2462 nt
Organism: Prunus mume (Japanese apricot)
Lineage: Eukaryota; Viridiplantae; Streptophyta; Magnoliopsida; Rosales; Rosaceae
Molecular function (GO): protein binding
Source: RefSeq, a predicted model, not a curated record